Corythoichthys intestinalis (scribbled pipefish) is the source of this 2942-nucleotide messenger RNA. RefSeq names its product gastrula zinc finger protein XlCGF57.1-like. The transcript has 4 exons. Gene Ontology annotation, molecular function: RNA polymerase II cis-regulatory region sequence-specific DNA binding; DNA-binding transcription factor activity, RNA polymerase II-specific. Gene Ontology annotation, biological process: regulation of transcription by RNA polymerase II. The coding region runs from base 124 to 1884 and encodes 586 amino acids. The record is from RefSeq and is a predicted model, not a curated record. Gene Ontology annotation, cellular component: nucleus. Lineage: Eukaryota; Metazoa; Chordata; Actinopteri; Syngnathiformes; Syngnathidae.
GCAACCUUUGUGUAUCAACACAAGACUUCUUUCAGUUGUUUCUUGUACCCUUCUUUAAACAAACGCGCUCCCUCAAAGCAUUCUCUUCGGGAGGCGCCUCCCGCCCCCAAGACGUCCACGUCAAUGGCCUUGUCGCCAGGCAGGAGGUCUGUACAGGAGGCGGAGAGGAUUGAGAACGAGUUCAUGGACAGCGACAAAUUCACCUCCCUUGAGGACCUCAAGGAGAAGAUCAACACAGAGAUACCUAGAAAUUACAGAAUCUCCCUGGACAAGGACGCCAUCGAGAAGAACAGGCAGUUUCUCACCCUGUUUACAUACGAGCCCGUGCUGGGACUGAUGCCCGCCAUGGGCAACGUGCUUAGGAUCGGAGAGCCCGGGAGCUUUGUUAUGUCCAAAGAUGGCGUCAAGAUCGCCAACAGAAAGCUGCGCCACAUCUUGCACGGCCACAGAGAUGUCUUCACAAGGGUGAGCCAAGUCACCAAAGCCCUGGCCUUCCUCAACAACUUCAGCAUUGAGGAAACGGACAAGUGUCCUGCAGACGUCACUGUAGAAGAUCUUCACCCAGAGAAGCACGAUCCCCUCCACGUUAAACAGGAGUCUGAGAUGCCGUACAUCAAACAGGAGGCGGAGCCAGAGACCCCCAGCAUCAAGGAAGAAGAACAGGAAGAUGAAAUCCCCAAGUUUCCAAUGAAUGUCAGUGUGAAGAGUGAAGAAGAUGAAUCUCCAAGCGAAGGGAGCGGAGCAAUGAAGUUUCCAAGCGGCGGCUCAUUUCAGCACCUCACACCAAAAGGAGAGGAGCGACCGCAACCGGACAGCCUGUUAGCUCCGCUCUCGGACAGCAACGGCAUAACGUCACACUCUUCUGACUUUAACACUGAUGAGGAGGAUGUUGACUUUGACCAAAAUGCUUCAAAAUCCUUAUACAAGUCCUCAUUGAAAAAAGACUCAAAAGAAUGCGCGGGUGGGAAACCUUUUCCUUGCUCACAUUGUGAUAUUUUUUUCUCUCAGAAAUCUCUCUUAGAAAAGCAUGAGCGCACACACACCGGAGAAAAGCCUUUUAUCUGCACGCUUUGUGGUAAACGAUUCGCCGAGAAGGGAAAUUUAAACCAACACAGAACCACACACACUGGAGAGAAGCCUUUCCCCUGCUCUUUUUGUGAGAAAAGAUUUAGUCGGCAGUCUGUGUUGACCACACACACACGUACACACACUGGAGAAAAGCCUUUUGUCUGCUCAUGUGGUCAAAGAUUCGCUGACAAGGGAAAUUUAAACAAACACAGAAGCACGCACAGUGGAGAGAAGCCUUUCACCUGCACACUUUGCAACAAAAGUUUUUCUCAUAAGACUUCUUUAAAAAAGCAUAAUUGUGCACACACUAGGGAAACGCGUUUUGUUGGCUCAACCUGUGGUAAAAGAUUCGCUCAGAACAGAACUUUAAACACACACGCAAGAACACACACCGCAGAGAAGCCUUUUGCCUGCACAUAUUGCGGUAAAAGAUUCACGGAAAAGGGAGAAUUAAUCAAGCACACAAGCACACACAAUCCAGAGAAGGUUUUCGCUUGCACAUUUUGCGCCAAUUGUUUUUCUCAGAAAUCUCAUUUAGAAAAGCACCAGCGCAUACAUACUGGAGAAAAGCCUUUUGUCUGCACGCUUUGUGGUAAACGAUUCGCAGAGAAGGGAAAUUUAAACCAACACAUAACCACACACACUGGAGAGAAGCCUUUCGCCUGCUCUUUUUGUGAGAAAAGAUUUUGUCGGCAGUCUGUGUUAAGAAGACACACACGUAUACACACUGGAGAAAAGCCUUUUCUCUGCACAGUUUGUGGUAAAAGGUUCAACAAUAAGGGAAAUUUUAACAAACACACAAGAUUACACACUUGAGAGGAGCCUUUCGCCUGCUCAUUUUGCGAGAAAAGAUUCUAUCGGAAGCAUCCAUUUAUGAGACGCACGUACACACAGAAGAAAAGCCUUUUGCACACAUUGUGGUAAAAGGUUCAUCGACAAGGGAAGUUUGAACAUACACACAGUAACUCUUACUGGAGAGAAGCCUUUCGCCAGCUCAUUUUGCGAUAAACGGUUUGUUGACAAGGGAAAUUUAAAAAUUCACUCAAGAUCACACUGGAGAAAAGCCUUUUGCCUGCUCACUUUGCGAUAAAAGAUUUUGUACGAAGCAUCAGUUAACAAGACACGUGAGAAGCUACACUGGGGAAAAAGCUUUCAAUUCCACUGUGUGACAAAGUAUUCUGAUUUCUUCCACCCAUUUACAGUGAAAAACACACUUUAAUUUCCUAAUUGUAUUUCUUUUUAGCGUCUAUUGAGAAAGAUGUUGAAAUGAUUAUGCAGGUCCUGUUCCAUAACUUGAUACUUUUGCUAUUAUACUGCUUUUCGUCAUUUUACCUAUGAAUGCUGGAAUUUUAAGUACUUUAAUUCUGCCUUUCCUUUUGAUGUUAUUUGUUCAAUUUCCAACUUCAUUUGAAUAGUUUCAGGGAAGAUGUCUUUUGUACAUGGUAUUUUGAAAUCUGCUUUAUAAUAAAAUUACUAUAACCUAUUAUAAUUACAAUUUUAAAAAAAUUCUAACUUCUAUGGUGAACUACUUUUAAAACUUUAUAACUUUAGAGUAGUGCUGUAACGAUUAAUGGAUUAACUCUGGUAAUUUGAUUAGAAAAAAAGUUUUGAAUCCAAUUUUACUGCUUCAAGGAUUUGUUUAAUUUGAGUGUUGUGUAAUGGUUUGUUUUGAAAGUUUGCAUUUAGUUUUAUUGAUGUGGAUGGAUAGACUCACUGUCCUCUAGUGGCAACAGUGAAUAUGACAUAACUCAUCUGACACGGCUGGAUCCAGCUGCUCCCUGUUAAGACCCACAUUAGGUUGUAAGUUUUUGUUUGAGCUAAUAUGAUUGUUUAUGCAUUCAUAAUUUAGUUUAUAUGUAUAUUUACGAUUUUUU